UCUGAGUGCUGUUUGUGCGGGCCGUCUCAGCAGCAACAAUGCCCGUUUUAAUGACGUGCUGAGCUCCUCCACAGCCUCGCCCGGAAUAUCGAUUCGUGCAAAAUCAUCGCAAGGGAGGAUUUACGAGUUGACAAACCUUCGGUGCGGCUGUGGCUGAUCCAGUCGGACACCCCGGAGGGUCUUGAGAGGGUUUUCCUGGACCAUCUUCCAGGGGACUCUCAAAAUAGGCUUCAGAAAAUGGUUACACGCUGGAUAAAAGCAAGUGGACCACCUUGUUUAGCACAUCUUUGAGGUGCCAUGCCUACCCCAUAUCACCCAUUGAGGGGAACCCCUCAUCAAAAAAAGAACGGUUUCCUCACUUGAUUUGGAACACCACAUGAUAGAAAUGGCCUUAGCUUGUUUCAGGUAUCAAACGGUUGGGUACAUAUUAAUUUACAGGUGAAGCUGGGUUCUUAGUCCAUGCCAACAGGCCCAGAAGAGGAGGCUUGAACCCAGCUUUCAUGAUAUAGUAUCCAUCCACCUGCCCGACAAGGUCGAAUCAUGGCUGCUGCAGAAGAUAUAAUUGAUUCUUUGGUAAAACUAGGAGUAAGAAAGUAAAAAAAAAAAUGCAGCGGAACGGUGGCGGACUUGGAGCCGGUGGGCAGCCUUGGGUGUUAAGGCGUGUGCGUCUUACCUGGCUCAGUUUCAUGCUCUUCUUUAUCCUGGUUUUCUUCCCGCUCAUUGCUCACUACUACCUCACGACCAUCGAUGAAGCUGGGAGUCCAGAUAAGCGUAUCUUCGGGCCCCGGCCCGGUGGCGAAUUGUGCGAGGCCAAACACGUGCAAGACCUGUGCCGCAUACGUGAGUCUGUCAGUGAAGAGCUGCUACAGCUGGAGGCCAAGCGGCAGGAGCUCAACGGCGAGAUCGCCAGGCUCAACCUGCGCAUUGAGGCUUGCAAGCGCAGCAUUGACAGUGCCAAGCAGGAUCUCCUGCAACUGAAGAAUGUCAUCAGCCAGACAGAGCAUUCCUAUAAAGAACUAAUGGCCCAGAAUCAGCCGAAGCUUUCUCUGCCUGUCAGGUUGCUUCCUGACAAAGAAGACCCAGGACUCCCACCACCGAAAUCCGCCCGCUCUUGCCGCCUACACACCUGUUUCGACUAUGCCCGCUGCCCCCUCACAUCUGGAUUUCCUGUGUAUGUGUAUGAUGUGGGGUCCUAUCCAUGGGGGGAGCAUAUUGACCCACUGGUUAAGCAGGCUUUUGCAGUGUCUGUCAAGAGCAAUAUUUAUGUAACAGAUAACCCCACCAUUGCCUGUCUGUAUUUGGUGCUGGUUGGAGAGCUACUGGAGUCUCCCACAUCCCCACCUCCUAAUCCUCUAGAUUUAGAGAAACAACUAAAAGCUCUUCCUUACUGGAGAUCAGAUGGGCACAAUCAUGUACUUGUGCAUCUUUCAAGAAAGUCCACAAUACAGAAUUUCUUGUAUAAUGUAAGCACAGGGCGGGCAUCAGUUGCUCAGUCCACUUACCUGGAGCAGCAGUACCGUGAAGGCUUCGACUUGGUUGUGUCCCCACUGGUGCAUGCCCUCUCGGAACCCAACUUUUUGGAAGUGCCUCAUCAGGUACCAGUGAAAAGAAAAUAUCUCUUCACAUUCCAAGGAGAGAGGGUAGAGUCACUGAGGAGCCGCUUGCAGGAAACUCAUCCUCAGUCGUUUGAGGAAGAGAUGGAAGGAGAUCCACCAGCUGACUACGACGAUCGUAUCAUCGGCACCUUAAAAGCAGUACAGGAUAGCCAUUUAGACCAGGUGCUUAUAGAGUUCACCUGUAAAAUCCCUAAGCCCAGUUUGCCAACUGAAUGGUCUCUUUGUGGGGAACGAGAAGACAGACUAGAGGUACUGAAGACAUCUACUUUUGCUUUGGUGAUUGCACCGGGCGAUGGUCAGCUGGUAGCCUCAGCAGGCUGUGGAAUGAGGCUUUUUGAAGCUUUAGAGGUAGGGGCCAUCCCCGUAGUGCUAGGGGACCACUCUAAACUACCCUAUCACCAGUUUAUUCGAUGGAGCGAAGCAGCCAUUAUGGUGCCCAAGCCUCGUGUGACAGAGUUACACUUCCUGCUGCGGAGCCUAUCAGACAAUGAUAUGUUAGCUAUGAGACGACAGGGACGCUUUCUGUGGGAGACCUACUUCUCCACCUCAGAGAACAUACUUAAUACUAUCCUGGCUAGCAUUCGUACAAGGAUCCAGGUUCCUGCUGCACCCAUAAAUGAGGAGCCAGCACAAGAGAUCCCCCACAAAGCGGGUAAACUUGCUGGGACUGAUGCCAACCUUGCAGACAAUGGCGAUCUUGAUUUAGGACCUGUAGAAACGGAGCCACCCUACGCUUCUCCUCGCUUUCUCCGCAACUUCACCUACACCGCCGUGGACAUCUACCGAACAUGGAACAGUGCUCCCGGCCCUUUUCAUUUGUUUCCCCACACUCCCCUGGACCCCGUUCUGCCCUCUGAAGCUAAAUUCCUUGGUUCGGGUACUGGUUUCAGGCCCAUCGGUGGCGGUACUGGAGGAUCCGGGAAGGAGUUCCAGGCAGCUUUAGGAGGGAAUGUUCCCAGAGAACAAUUCACUGUGGUCAUGUUGACAUAUGAGCGUGAAGAAGUGCUGAUGAACUCUUUGGAGAGGUUGAACGGACUGCCAUACCUCAACAAGGUGGUGGUGGUGUGGAAUUCCCCCAAACCUCCUUCAGAUGACCUGCUGUGGCCUGACAUUGGGCUACCCAUUGUGGUUGUCCGCACAGAGAAGAACAGUCUCAAUAAUCGCUUCCUUCCCUGGGACGUCGUAGAGACUGAGGCCAUCCUCUCGAUAGAUGACGACGCCCAUCUGCGUCAUGAUGAGAUCAUGUUUGGGUUCAGAGUGUGGCGAGAGGCCAGGGAUCGUAUCGUGGGGUUCCCUGGGAGGUAUCACGCCUGGGACGUCAACCAUCAGUCCUGGCUCUACAACUCCAACUACUCCUGCGAGCUCUCCAUGGUGCUGACAGGAGCAGCGUUCUUCCACAAGUACUACGCCUACCUGUACUCAUACGUGAUGCCCCAGGCCAUCAGGGACAUGGUGGACGAGUACAUCAACUGUGAGGACAUCGCCAUGAACUUCCUUGUCUCGCACAUCACCCGCAAACCGCCUAUCAAGGUGACGUCUCGUUGGACUUUCCGCUGCCCCGGCUGCCCUCAGGCCCUGUCGCACGACGACUCGCAUUUCCACGAGCGCCACAAGUGCAUCAACUUCUUUGUCAAAGUGUACGGCUACAUGCCGCUGCUCUACACGCAGUUUCGAGUGGACUCGGUGCUGUUCAAGACCCGCUUGCCGCACGACAAGACCAAAUGCUUCAAGUUCAUCUAGCGGGCGGAGGAGCGAUCGCAGGUAUGGCGGAGGAGCCGCAAAACACGCUUUGAAUACGACCCCGGAAGCGGGGGGUGUGGCCCACUGAAGCUGGCGGGCAGCUCCACACCUCCCCUCAGGGCCUCACUGCCAGCCAAAAAAAAAGAAGUCCUUCAAGUGGAUUAAGGUCCGUUUUUCAUGUUCUUGUCAUCAUGCUUGGUGGUGAACCACACACCACUACAGAUAUUCUUUUUUUUUUUUUGUAUUCCUCCUACUGAGGAAAGGAUGUACAGAGAAUAUGAGAAAAUCGCCACGGGACUCACGGCUAGCCUGGUGUCGGCCUGCACACUUUCAUUGCCUCUCUGCUUUUUUGUCUUUUUCAUUUCACAGCAACUAACUGCACGACUUGUACAUACUGUAUAUGUGAGAGAAGCACUGAUUGUCAGAAGUAUUUUAUUGAGCAGGUUUCUUUUAGUUUUGACGUUUCAUCGUGGGCAAAACCCUCUUGUUUUUUCCCGUUCUUAGUCUUGGACCACCGACCGAAAAACAUUUAGCCAGUAAGUCACCAUAAUGCCUCAAUUUUGUCAUGGAAACCAGCCACCAAUUAUUUAGUGUGUACAAUUACUGGUGUGCUGCUUUUUAUGAAGGAGUAUUAGAGCCACACUGAGAAGAAUACAAAAUAAUACUACUACAAUUGUACCCAAAUGACAAAAAACAAGUCAAAUCUCUGUUUGUUUUUUUGUAAUCCUUCCCAAAAAGGUCAGACAAAAAACUAAUCAUAAGAAAACCCAAGCAAGAAAUAAUGUAAAUCCAAUGAAUACGUUCCAUACCACCCCAAAAAUAUUAACAAAAAUACACUAUCAAUAUUUGUAGUUGUACAUGCAGAGAGCAAUGCCAAAUACACAGUUGAAAACAUUCCUUUUACCUUUUAUUGAAGACUUCUUGGCGAACAGCAUCGUUGCGGAUAAUUAGUUCCACAAGUAAAUUUCCACAGAAUUCAAAAUAUCUUUUAUUUUUGCAAAUAAUUUUUUUAUGUUUUUUAACAUUAAUGAAAGCAUUCCAGGCAUGAAAUAACACCAAUAUACACAAUAUAUUUGCCAUGAUAACAAGAAAAUGACAUUAGAUAUAUUGCAUUGUUUACGGUAUGCCACAAGUGAAGAAUUGGGAAAAAAAGAAUCAGAUGUAUUUUUUUUUAACUUUUUUUUUACAUAUAUAAAUAUAUA
Molecule: messenger RNA, 4558 nt
Organism: Nerophis lumbriciformis (worm pipefish)
Lineage: Eukaryota; Metazoa; Chordata; Actinopteri; Syngnathiformes; Syngnathidae
Gene: extl3
Product: exostosin-like glycosyltransferase 3
Cellular component (GO): membrane
Molecular function (GO): glycosyltransferase activity
Source: RefSeq, a predicted model, not a curated record